Mesorhabditis spiculigera is the source of this 2820-nucleotide messenger RNA. The record is from the annotation of a GenBank genome assembly. Lineage: Eukaryota; Metazoa; Nematoda; Chromadorea; Rhabditida; Rhabditidae.
AUGUACUCAGUGGUGGCGCUGGCCACCCAGAUCCUGGUCAGCGUCCAUGCAGUUGGUGAUGUGAGACAUAUCUCAAUCACCGGGGAUCUGGUAUUGGGUGGCGUCUUCCCGGUACAUUGGAAGGCCCAGCGACAAGAUGGCGAUCCAUGUGGAGCAAUCGCCGAAACGAGGGGUGUGCAUCGAGUCGAGGCGAUGCUUUAUGCUCUUGAUGUCAUCAAUUCCCAGCAAGACUUCCUUCGAGGAUAUAAAUUGGGAGCCUUGAUUCUUGAUUCUUGCUCAAAUCCGGCGUAUGCUUUAAACCAAAGUCUCGACUUUGUGCGAGAGCUGAUUGGGAGUACAGAGCCAUCAGAAUACCAAUGUCACGAUGGCUCACCGCCAACCCCAAAACAAUCUAAGAUGUUGCAAACACGAAGAAAUGUAGUGGCCGUUGUUGGAGGAAGUUAUUCUUCUGUUACUGUUCAGGUCGCCAACCUCCUACGACUUUUUCGUAUUGUCCAAGUUAGUCCAGCAAGCACAAAUGCUGAUUUAUCAGAUAAAGCUCGAUUUGAAUUUUUUGCCAGAACCGUGCCAUCUGACAACUACCAAGUACGGGCAAUGAUCUCAAUAGCCAAGGAAUUCGGCUGGACCUAUAUCUCACUCCUCUAUUCAGCUGAUGAAUAUGGAGAGCUAGGAGCUGAAGCAUUCAAAAAGGAAGCACGCAAAGAAAACAUUUGCAUAGCGACCGAAGAACGUGUGCUGAAUAAAAAGGAGAGCAUCAGCGAGUCUAUCGACAAUCUCAUCAAAAAAUUGCAACCUGAGAAGAAGGUCGGGGCACGGGUCGUCGUAUUGUUUGUUGGGACAGAAUAUGUGGCUGAGCUAAUGAAUCAGGCAGCCGAGAAAAUGAAGCUUCAGAAGAAUGCUGGGAAGAAAAAGUUGAUAUGGCUGGCUUCUGAGGGCUGGGAUCGGAAUAACGAGGCUUACAUCCAAGGGCAAAGGAAGUUGGCAGCGCAGGGAGCAAUUGUGUUGAUGUUGUCAUCACAAAGAGUGCCAUCUUUUGAAGACUAUUUCCUCAAGCUUCAUCCUGGUUCCGAGCAAUUUGAGCGCAACAAAUGGCUGCGAGAGUUGUGGAUGAGCAAAUUCGAUUGUGAAUUUGAUUUACCCGAUCAGUCGACCAGGAAUCGUUGUGAAGAUCAACGCAAUACACCUGACAGCUUCACAGCCGAUGAUAAAGUCCAAUAUGUUAUCGACGCUGUCUACGCCCUCGCCCAUGCACUCAGGAGCUACAAAGACGAGGUCUGCCCGGAGGAGAAUGUGGAAAACAAUUGGGUCAGCCGGAAAGAUGAUCGCCGAGAAGCGUGUGUCGGCAUGGAAAAUAUUGACGGUGGCCGUCUCUAUCAUCAUUUACUCAAAGUGAAAUUUGAUGACCUUGUCGGCAAAAAGGUCCAUUUCACGAAAGAAGGCGAUGGCCCUGCAAGCUAUACAAUUUUGAAUUAUCAACCUGCCAGCAUGAGUGAUAAGCAACGGCGUGACAAAAUGGAUCUCGACACCUUCCGCUCGGAUUACGUCGAAAUUGGAAGUUGGAGCGAGGGACAGCUUGAAAUCCAACGGUCGAAGCUGGAUUGGGGAGAUGAUGUUCCGUUAUCGAUUUGUUCGAUGCCAUGUCAGAAGGGAUAUAGGAAACAGUUGAUCAAGGAUGAAAUUUGCUGUUGGGCCUGUAGUAAAUGCGAAGAUUAUGAAUAUCUGGUGAAUGAGACGUUUUGUUUGGACUGUGGUCCUGGAUGGUGGCCAAAUGCUGACCGCAAGAGUUGCUUUAACAUUGCUGAGCGGAAUCUAAAGCAUAUGAAGUGGAGGUCAUGGUAUAGCAUAGUUCCGGCUAUUUUCGCCAGUCUUGGCAUUGGAACGUGUAUCUUUAUUAUUCUUGUUUUCAUGAAGCACAACGAUACCCCGGUUGUAAAAGCUUCGGGCCGGGAGCUUUGCUAUAUCCUUUUGAUUGCCAUGAUAAUGUGCUACAUGAUGACGUUUGUGCUGUUGGCUCGUCCGGUGACCUGGGUCUGCGGAUUGAAGCGGACCGGCAUCGGUUUUGCCUUCUCAUGUCUCUAUUCAGCAAUGUUGGUGAAGACCAACCGGAUAGCUAGGAUAUUUUCACAGGCCACCCGAUCAGCCGUUAGGCCCGGGUGUAUAUCCCCCAUUUCUCAAGUGCUGCUCACUUGCUUCUUGGCAGGGUUGCAGUUACUUGGCAGUUUAUGUUGGCUGGCCAUUGUUCCACCUGGAACACGCCACAUCUACCCAACCCGUGACCAAGUUGUGCUCACCUGUAAUGUUCCUGAUCAUCAUUUUCUGUAUUCAUUGGCAUAUGAUGCGGGUCUCAUUGUGCUCACUACGGUAUAUGCUGUUCAAACAAGAAAGGUCCCUGAAAAUUUUAAUGAAACCAAGUGGAUCGCGUUUUCUAUGUACACGACAUGUGUACUUUGGGUCUCAUGGAUCUUCUUCUUCUUUGGCACGGGUACAGAUUACCAGAUCCAAACGUCGUCGCUCUGUAUUUCGAUCUCGAUGUCUGCAAAUGUUGUGCUGGUGUGCAUUUUUUCGCCUAAACUGUGGAUCAUCCUCGUCGACAAGCAUAAAAACGUUCGGAAGCAGGAUGGAGAAUAUAUGCUGGCGAAGAGAUCAAAUACUUCGAACAUACACGGACCGGCGCUGCAGAACACGAAUACACUCUCUGGAGUUCACGGUGAAGCCGAGCCAACACCCUAUACUGCGCUACUGGGGAAUGACAAGCGAAAAACAUCACGUCGGAUCACACCACCAUCCUGUACUAACAGCUCAGCUCAAGAUACUUUUCUG